This is a messenger RNA of Myotis daubentonii (Daubenton's bat), 1772 nucleotides long. It is a transcript of the gene XBP1, whose product is annotated as X-box binding protein 1. Gene Ontology annotation, cellular component: nucleus. Gene Ontology annotation, molecular function: RNA polymerase II transcription regulatory region sequence-specific DNA binding; DNA-binding transcription factor activity, RNA polymerase II-specific. Gene Ontology annotation, biological process: regulation of DNA-templated transcription. NCBI's taxonomy places the organism in Eukaryota, Metazoa, Chordata, Mammalia, Chiroptera, Vespertilionidae. The record is from RefSeq and is a predicted model, not a curated record.
GGCUGGGCGGCGGCGGCGGCGCGCACUCGCGUACACACACAAGCUCGGGCCAUGGUGGUGGUGGCGUCCGCGCAGAGCCCGGCGGCCGGGGCCCCGAAAGUGCUGCUUCUGUCCGGCCAGCCCGCCGCCGCCGCCGGAGCCCCGGGCGGCCGGAAUGUGCCGCUCAUGCUGCCGGGCCAGCGAGGGGCCAGCUCGGAGGCGGAGAGCGGGGGGCCACCCCUGGCGCGAAAGCGACAGCGCCUCACACACCUGAGUCCCGAGGAGAAGGCGCUGCGCAGGAAACUGAAAAACAGAGUUGCAGCCCAGACCGCCAGAGACCGAAAGAAAGCUCGCAUGAGCGAGCUGGAGCAACAAGUGGUCGAUUUGGAAGAAGAGAACCAGAAACUUCUGCUGGAAAAUCAACUUUUACGAGAGAAAACCCAUGGCCUUGUGGUGGAGAACCAGGAGUUAAGACAGCGCCUGGGCAUGGAUGCCCUGGCUACUGAGGAGGAGGAGGAAGAGGAGGAAGAGACCAAGGGGAAUGGAGCGAGGCCAGUGGCCGGGUCUGCUGAGUCCGCAGCACUCAGACUACGUGCAUCUGCAGCAGGUGCAGGCCCAGUUGUCACCCCUCCAGAACAUCUCCCCAUGGAUUCUGACAGUGUUGACUCUUCAGACUCUGAGUCUGAUAUCCUGUUGGGCAUCCUGUUCAACUUGGACCCAGUCAUGUUCCUCAGAUGUCCUUCCCCAGAGUCGACCAGCCUGGAGCAGCUCCCAGAGGUCUACCCAGAAGGACCCAGUUCCUUACCAGCCCCCCCUUCUCCAUCACUGGGGACGUCAUCAGCCAAGCUGGAAGCCAUUAAUGAACUGAUUCGUUUUGACCACGUAUAUACCAAGCCCCUGGUCUUAGAGAUGCCCUCUGAGACAGAGAGCCAAGCCGAUGUGGUAGUGAAAAUUGAGGAAGCACCUUCCAGCCCCUCAGAGAAAGAUCCCCCUGAAUUCGCUGUCUCCGUGAAGGAAGAACUUGUAGAUGACUUCAUUCCAGAGCUGGGUAUCCCAGAUCUCCUUUCAGCCGGCCACUGCCUGAAGCCAUCUUCCUGCCUCCUGGAUGCCUAUAGUGACUGUACAUAUGAGGGCUCCCCUUCCCCUUUCAGCGACAUGUCCUCUCUGCUUGGUGUAGACCAUUCCUGGGAGGACACCUUUGCCAAUGAACUCUUUCCCCAGCUGAUAAGUGUCUAAAGGAUGACCCAACGUUGCCCUUUGCCUUGAUUUUUACACUGCCUGGAAGAGAGCAGAGAAGCCUGUCUGUGCUUCAUUCAGAAAGCCAAAGUAGAAGAUGCACAGCAAAAUAUUUGUCUGUUAAACCUCACAGGUCACCCCAAGUAUUGUCUUUUGAGACAUUCAGCCGUCCCAAGGUACUCAGAUAUAGUGCUAUAUCCAGAAUUGCAGCUUUUGAGGUAGUAUCUUAAGGGCAGUGGUUUGCUCUAAAGUACUUACAAAGGGACCUCAGACAGGGAAUUUAUGAAUGGCCCUUUAUCAUUUCUCUUCCUUCUCAGCGUCCUAGGCCUGCCUCUGAUUUUUAGGGACUUUAGUUUGCUUCUGCAAGCAGAGAGAAACCUAGCUGAGGGGGCUCCUUUUCCCUCAUGAACAGUUCAAGUAAAGAUCAAGAAUCUUUUGUAAAGUUACAGAAAUUUACUAUGUAAAUGCUGAUGGAAUCUUUCUCUGCUAGUGUAUCUUUUGGAAGGUGCUUUCUUCAUUUAUUUAAAACUACCCAUGCAAUUAAAAAGUGCAAUGCA